Phlebotomus papatasi is the source of this 2113-nucleotide messenger RNA. RefSeq names its product ADP-ribosylation factor 1 (gene Arf79F). Gene Ontology annotation, biological process: vesicle-mediated transport; intracellular protein transport. The transcript is spliced from 5 exons. NCBI's taxonomy places the organism in Eukaryota, Metazoa, Arthropoda, Insecta, Diptera, Psychodidae. Gene Ontology annotation, molecular function: GTP binding; GTPase activity. Gene Ontology annotation, cellular component: cytoplasm; plasma membrane. The record is from RefSeq and is a predicted model, not a curated record. Bases 302 to 850 code for a protein of 182 amino acids.
AAAGUGUCGAUGAAGCAGUGCUGCCACUCGUAGAAAAAUUAUCUUCCAAGCUGUCAGAAAUCACGUCGCAGAAGUUGAUUUUUCACGAAAAAGAUCACUCAAAAAGUUGCUGUAGGGUCAAUUUUGUGUGAUAAAAGUGGUGCGUGACACCUGGCCAUCAACACAUUUGCUCACGAGUGCAUUUCCAAGCUGGUUGUAUUCCCUUUAUUGUGCAUUUUUCCACCAAUCCGGCUUUUCUCAUCCAGCACAGAGCAUCAGAUUGUUGACGGUUCAGUGAAGUUCAAUUUGAUCGGCUUCCAAAAUGGGCAAUGUCUUUGCGAAUCUAUUCAAGGGGUUAUUUGGGAAAAAGGAGAUGCGGAUAUUGAUGGUAGGAUUGGAUGCAGCUGGUAAAACCACAAUUCUGUACAAACUUAAAUUAGGUGAAAUUGUUACAACGAUUCCCACAAUUGGUUUCAACGUCGAGACUGUAGAAUACAAGAAUAUUAGCUUCACAGUAUGGGAUGUUGGCGGUCAAGAUAAGAUUCGACCACUGUGGCGGCACUAUUUCCAAAAUACACAGGGUCUCAUUUUUGUGGUCGAUAGCAAUGAUCGGGAGCGUAUUGGUGAAGCCAGGGAAGAGUUGAUGCGUAUGUUGGCUGAAGAUGAACUUCGAGAUGCUGUUUUGCUUAUAUUCGCCAACAAACAGGAUCUGCCAAAUGCAAUGAAUGCCGCAGAAAUAACCGACAAGUUAGGACUACAUUCACUGAGAAAUCGCAAUUGGUACAUUCAGGCAACGUGUGCAACGAGUGGUGAUGGUCUCUAUGAAGGUCUCGAUUGGCUAUCCAAUCAACUAAAGAAUGCCAAUCGCUAAGCAAUUUUGCUAGGUGGGCUAUCAGAGAAAGAGACAUAUUUUUUCAGAAAAAAAAAAUGAAGAUGAUUAAAGUGUAAAGUUUGCAUUAGAAGGAGGUUAAAAAAAACAUAACAGCCAGAGUGAAGAACAAGUGAGGGAAAUUAAACCCAAAUUGUAUGGUAUAAAAAACACAAUUUAGAGAAGGAUGAGACAAACAAUAGCAAAAAGAGGGAUUUAAGAACAUUUUUAUUUAUGAAUGAAAAAUAGCACGAAAGGAUUAAAAAAAAGUUUAAAAAAAUGCGAAAAAAACAACAUGGCGGAAAGAUGGAGAAUACACUUAAACACUUUAGAAGAUGGAUUUAUAUAGAAAUAAUAAAGAUACAGAAAUAUUUAAGUUAUAUAUAAUGAGAAAAAAUGUGAGCAAAGAGAAAAUAAUCAUUCACACAUCAAAAAAAUGAGAAAGAAGGAAACAGAUGAGAUAAAAAGAAAACCACAUACACAUAACCAUAAUUUGUGUAAAUUUUAAGAAUUAUUAUAAAGAAAAAAAAGUAAAAUAUAUAAAUAAAAAAAAUAAAAGGAUUUAGCAUUAUAUAAAUAUGAUUAAUGAGAAAAUGGAUUUAUCAACCGCCAAUUCAGGUUAUUGAAAGCCUUUUAUUUUCUUUAUAAAUUCUUUUAUCGGAGGAAAAAAAACGCAUGAAAUUUUUGUAUAAAUUUUUCCAAGACAGUCUGAUUAAAAUGAAAAGAAAAUAUGUACUUGAUUUUUUAUCCCUCCUUUCAUUUCAACUUCAAAUGCUGUGUUUCCGUAUUAUUCCAGUAAAUUUAAUGAAGAAAACUGAUGCGUAAUGGAAUAUAAAUAAGAACAAUAAAAUAUUGAAAAAAAAAAGAAAGAUAUCGAGUGACAUUUUCACUGUUUUCUGCAUUUCUUUUUCUUUAUAUUGUGCUACGUGUCCAGGAGAAAUGACGCAAAUAAUUCACGUUAAUAAGUUUUCUGUUUCACGAAACUUUUUAUCACAUUGUAUCAAAUUUACAAAGUGUUUUAUUUUCUUUUUAUUGAAAUAUUAUAUACUGCAAUUUUUUUGAGAGAGAAAGAUCGCUAAGAUAAGUGUGAGAGAAAAUAUUCUUUUUCUAGAUAGGAAUCAUUUUUGACGUAAGAAUUAGGGCUUAAAUGUAAAAUGUAACAUUAUUCGUUUUAAAAAGAGAAAAGAGGAUUAGUUAAUGAAAAUAGUUCCACUUUUUACUAUUAAUUGAUUAAUAUUCCGAAAUAAAAACAAGUAAUUGUAAGAA